Caenorhabditis elegans is the source of this 180-nucleotide messenger RNA. RefSeq lists its product as uncharacterized. Lineage: Eukaryota; Metazoa; Nematoda; Chromadorea; Rhabditida; Rhabditidae. The record is from RefSeq and is marked reviewed. The transcript has 2 exons. The coding region runs from base 1 to 180 and encodes 59 amino acids.
AUGAACAACAGUCAAGCUCUAUCAGCAGAUUCACAUUAUUGCGAUAAACUUCAGAAUACACUCAACCUAACUGCUUCCCAAUCUCCGUUUUUUGAUGGAAAACAAUGCCAUGAUCUCCCGAAAUAUUCUCUGAAGAUCUCCGGAUUUCUGGCAAUUUUUGCGAUUUUGAAUACUUUCUAG